Candida albicans SC5314 is the source of this 333-nucleotide messenger RNA. RefSeq lists its product as uncharacterized. The record is from RefSeq and is a predicted model, not a curated record. The transcript is spliced from 2 exons. The coding region runs from base 1 to 333 and encodes 110 amino acids. NCBI's taxonomy places the organism in Eukaryota, Fungi, Ascomycota, Pichiomycetes, Serinales, Debaryomycetaceae.
AUGUCAGGAAGAGGAGGAAAAUUGGUCAUUACAACUACAGCAAUAAUAACGUCGAUUUAUUUUGGAAUAAAUUUUUGGAAACCAAUAAUUAUUGAACAAUUAGAGAAAGAUGGAAACUUGAGAAAAGAUAUUGAAAUCGACCACAGGAAUUCUAAUACUGCUGGUAGUGAAGCCAUUGACCAACCUAAAUCAUGGCAAGAUUUACGACAAAAAAUCAAUGCUGUGAUUGAUCCAGAAAAGAAUUUUACAGCUGAAGAUCAAAAGGGCUUGCAACGAUUGAAAGAUCGUUUACAGAGUAGUAAUCCUAAUGGUAGUUCCAAUGAUGAGAAAUAG